Molecule: messenger RNA, 1468 nt
Organism: Brassica rapa (field mustard)
Lineage: Eukaryota; Viridiplantae; Streptophyta; Magnoliopsida; Brassicales; Brassicaceae
Source: RefSeq, a predicted model, not a curated record
UACAAGUCAAACAUUAAAAGAAACCAAGACAAUUUACGGAUGAGUCCAUUGUUAAGGCAAAAAGUCUGUUGGAGUUAGAUGACUUUACUCUCCUAAGAACUUUCUGCAGAAAACAUUGGCAAGGCAUUGAGGUGGAAGAAAGAUUUUCAGGUGCAGACAUGUCUUAUAUUCCCCCACAUAAGCGACACUCAAAGGAUCCAAACAGACCCUCGCCUGUUCCAGAUUCUCUCGUUACAAAAUUCAAGAACAACCUUGACUUCAAGAGUAGCAGUGAUAAAAUCAACCGUGUUACAUUUUCAGAGAAUUUCAUUUCCAAAUGGCUUCUUGUUAGUUCAAAUGGAAUCAAGGAUGAGCUUCCUGCAUCUGUUGAUCUUGUGCCCUUUUCCUCGGAUUCUGUCGAAUGCUUAAAUGGAGAAAGGCCUUUGGUAUUGAUGAACAACGACAUCAACAAAGUGAGCGAACAAGAAGAGAGAACACAGUGGCUGUUAAUAGCAGAGAAGGUGGAAGAGGAUCUUGUGUUGGCAUAUGAGCGAGCUAAGACUUCAGUAGAGGAGAAUCAACAUGUAUUGAGAUUGGUUGCUAGGUUUGGUAAAAUACUCCUCUACAAGAGGAAACCUGGUCCUCUAGCUGAAUUCUCACAGAAAAACUUUAAGAAGAUGUUCUCUACAAAUGUCCCAACUUCUAACUUGCAACACAUGAUGUCUAAUGUGGUACCAAACCAUGGAUUCUCUGUUGACUUGGAGAAGGAAACAUACACUGUGAAGUUAUCUCAUAGUACUCGCCCCACUGAAACAAUCAACUGUAAGUGUACCAUUAAGGAAGACGGAAGGCUCAGUAUGUACAAGGCUGAGCUUAAUGUUGUAUGGCAUAUGGUUGUUGAUAUGUCAUGCAUUGAUAAGAGCCUGGACAUGAGGCUGAUGCUUGCUGCCAAAAGGAAAAUGACGGCUCUCACUGAGAAGGAGAUAAGUGAUAUUAAAGGGCUACUGGAUUCAGCAACUGUUGAUCCAAAUGUGAAAGGCGGUUUAAGGUGGCCUCUUGGUAAAGCUUCAUCUGGAGAUGGAUACAGAAUAUUUGAAGUUUGUCACGUUAGAGCUACUAUCUACAAAAACCAGACUCUCAGCCUUAGAGUGAGAGAGACUGAUAGAUUCAAUGAGAGGACUGGAACAGGAGCAGUCAAGAGAGAGGUGACCUUGAUACUUAAAGAUGUCAACACUAAGUUACAGGAGCAGAAUAUUGAGAGGGGUUGUGUUAUUGAAAUGCUUCGAGAUACUCUUGGAACCAUAUGGGACUUUAUGCAUUGUGAUGCCUCCUCUCUUACGUAACUAAGAAGCGUGUGAUGUUGCUAAUACUAUUGGUUUUCUCUUUUACUUUCUCCUGAUUUUAGUACAAUAACAAUGUUAAGGGUUGAACUUGCGUGUGAAAAAAAAAAAAAAAUAAACAGAAUUUGUUUGUUUGUUGCACCUAAUUU